Messenger RNA from Lacerta agilis (Sand lizard), 1094 nucleotides. It is a transcript of the gene PSMF1, whose product is annotated as proteasome inhibitor subunit 1. The transcript has 8 exons. The record is from RefSeq and is a predicted model, not a curated record. Gene Ontology annotation, molecular function: proteasome binding; endopeptidase inhibitor activity. Gene Ontology annotation, biological process: proteasome-mediated ubiquitin-dependent protein catabolic process. NCBI's taxonomy places the organism in Eukaryota, Metazoa, Chordata, Lepidosauria, Squamata, Lacertidae. Bases 13 to 948 code for a protein of 311 amino acids.
CCUCGCUUCGCCAUGGACGUGUUGCUCGCCUUGUGCACGCGUUCCCGUCGCCGUCGGAACCCCAACGCCAGGCUCCGCGUUGGCUGCCGGGCUUGCGGCGGCUGCGGCGGCCGGGACGGCGCCAUGGCCGGGCUAGAGCUCCUCUACCACUCGGUCUCCCCGGACAUCUCCAGCCCGCAGGACGCCUUGAUCUGCUACUUGCACUGGAAGCUCAUCACGCAAGGCUUCCGCUGCCUCGGUGCCGGCGAGCAGCCAGGCGCCAACGAGAGGAAGUCUGAGAUGCUGCCUGCCGGGUGGAACGCAGACAGCGACCUGUUCACCCUCCGUUACAGGAUGAAGGACGAUUCCCGCGACCUCCUGCUGAAGGGGAUCAUGAUGGACGGCAGCAUCAUCCUUAAUGCCAUGGAUCCCAAGUCGCAGAAAGUGACAGCUUUGACCUUGAAAGUGUCCGACUUCGUCAACCCGGAACACCUGGCUGAUUUUGACAAAGUGUACCAGAACACUGAGGAGCUACAGACGCAGGUCACGGCCCACAUCGUCUCUCCCUUCGAGGCGGCCAAGGAGAGGAGCGUGGCCAAGGAGGAGCCCAGGCGCGAGCGGAACCCGUCUCCUCCCAACCCACCUGACCACGACCCGCUGUGGAUUCCGCCUCGGCAUCCCCACGGCAGCCGGCAGCCCAACUGGCCAGACCCCAUGGGGCCCUUCGCAGUUGGAGGAGAAGAUCUGAACCCCUUUGGGAGCCGGAGCGGUGGGAUGAUCAUGGAUCCGCUUCGUUCGGGGUUUCGAAAUCCCAUUAUCGACCCGUCUUCAGGACUCCCCAGCAGGCUCCCUCCAGGAUCUGUGCCUCCAGGUGCCAGAUUUGACCCCUUUGGGCCCCCUGGGGCAAACCGGAGUGGGCCAGACCCCGACCACCUGCCACCGCCCAACUACGACGACAUGUUCAUGUGAGGACUGCCGAGGCCUUGCUCCCCUCGGGUUGAUCGGCGCUCGUCUCCGACCCCCAAGCGUUUGGGGCACGGGCUUCCGUCUGCAAGGAGGCCGCCAUCCUGUCUCCUGCUUUGAUUUCCCACCACAUAAACCGGAAGAGGAAGGCG